AUGUCUGAAGAGCUUAAAAUGUGUGCAGUGCACAAAAAGCCACUGCCAUACCACAUUUAUACCAUUUGGCUUUUCACACGCAGCGACUUGAAGACGAUCGUUGGCCCAAGCACACUGUUUGCAUUGGUUGGCCUUCUCUCUGGUCCGAUUCUGACCACUAAUCCAUCGCCUUUACUAUUUGAAACUGCGAAACGCCUACCGAGGGCUCUGGCCUGGAUAUGGAUCAAUCUCUUACCAUUCAACAUCGACAACCAGCGCCAGCCAAACAGUAUCGCAGAAGAUCUUAAGAACAAGGCAUGGAGACCAUUACGAUCGAGGAGACUGAGUCCGGAGCAAGCAACACGUCUUAUGUUGGCCCUUUAUCUGCUUGCGUUCCUAUCAAGCCUAGCACUAGGAGGCGUUUGGCAAUGCAUCGGACUCAUGGCCCUCGGAUACUGGUACAACGACCUGCAUGGAGGUGACAGGCUAUAUAUUCGGAACUUCAUCAAUGCCUGCGGAUACAUUGUUUCACCUCCGGCGCCUUGCUUGUUGGAUCAAACGGCACUACCACUUCCAUCAGAUCUGAAGCAUAUCAAUGAGGUUCAGGUUAUUAAUCAAGAUCUGCCACAGCCUCAAGAUCUUCGGGAACCGAAAGAGAGUCAAGUUUACGAUAACCAGGAACUUCAAUCCCAGGAUCUGUCAAAGCCUCAGGGUUUGGCAGAUACUCAAGAUCUAGUAGAGCCUCAAAAGGAUCUACUAGAGCUUCCUCAAUUCAAGGAUCUACCACAGCCUCAGGGUUUGGCAGAUCCUCAAGAUCUUAUUCAGGAACCGAAAGAGAGUCAAGUUCACGAUAACCAAUCUAAGGAUCUGGUAGAGACUCAAGAUCUGCCAGAUAAGUAG
Glarea lozoyensis ATCC 20868 is the source of this 879-nucleotide messenger RNA. RefSeq lists its product as uncharacterized. The record is from RefSeq and is a predicted model, not a curated record. Lineage: Eukaryota; Fungi; Ascomycota; Leotiomycetes; Helotiales; Helotiaceae. The transcript has 3 exons. Bases 1 to 879 code for a protein of 292 amino acids.